AUGGAGGUCGAUAUGGGCCCAUGCCUUUCUGCGGAUAUGCCGAUCGGCCCCUGCUUGACGCCGCUUCCUCCCGAUAUGGGUCAGGAUAUGGGCGAAGAGGUGGAUAUGGGGCCCUGUCUCUCUCCUCCGCUCGAGGACAUGGGCAAGGAAGAGGACAUGCCAGUCGGCCCAUGUCUCUCGCCGCCGCUGGAGGAUAUGGGCGCCAUCGAUGGCAACGAGUUGCAGACGCCAAGGCACGAGAAGCUCGCGCCCGAGCGCGGUGAUAUGGAGCGUCAGAAGCUGCUCGCCAAGCUCUCGGACAGGUUGCCUGCCGAUGUGUUGGACCUCAUCAUGAGCCAACGCGCACGCAUCGACAUCCUCUCCAAGCUCAAGGGGAGCGAUCCACAUCUGCUGAGGAUGAUCCUCGCCGGGUUCCUGAUCACGGGCGCGGCCGCGAACAUCGCCGGUUGCUUCCUGGUGGGACCAUGCCUCGAUGUCGGCCCAUGCCUUAGCCCUCCCAUCGACAACAACGAGAACUGGGAUCAGGGCGGUGACAUGCAAGGCGACAUGGAACAGGGCGACCUCGAGGUCAUGCCCUGUUUGACCGCGCCUCCGCCCGAUAUGGAGGUCGGCCCAUGUCUUGGCGCGCUGCCUCCUGACAUGGGUCAGGACAUGGCCCCGCAGGAGGACAUGCCCGUGACGCCAUGCCUCGAUGUUCCCGCGCCCGAUAUGGGACAGGAUAUGGGCUCGCUCACGCAGCCUGUGGACAAAGAACUCCAGGUCGCGCAGCGCCAGGAGAUCCUCGACAAGCUCUCGAGCGGCUACAAGAAGGGGACGCUCACGGGUGAUGCCUUCUUGAACAUGGUCGAGAAGGCGAUCGUCGACUCCGGCGCGCGACAUGUGACAAUCACUGGCGGUGAACCUCUGCUGCACAAGCAAGCGCUCGAGGUCAUCGAGCUCAUCGGCGGGCUGACCGACUCGAUGCAGAUCAUCACCAACGGCAGCCACAUCACCGAGGAGGUCGCCCAGGUCUUCAAGAGGAGCGGCAUGCGAUCUGUGCAGCUCACGCUCCUCAGCGCGAGCCCUGGAAAGCACGACCUAUUAAAAGGCGCGCAAUGCUUUGACGACACGGUGCGCGCAGCGCUCACGCUUCGCGACUACAAGAUCCCCGUGCAGGUCUGCUUUGUCGCCAUGCGCGCCAACUGGGAGGACUUCGAGGAGGUCGUCGAGUUGUGCCACCUGCUCGGCGUCUAUCAGAUCUCUUACAAUCGCAUGUCACCUACAGGUGGCGCGGUGCACCACAUCAACCGAUUGAUGCCCGAGGUCGCGCACGUCAAGGCGAACCUCGAGACCGCCGAGCGGUUAGGCCGCAAGUACAACAUCCGCAUCGCCACGGCGAUGCCGAUCCCGCCGUGCCUCGUGCGCAUGGAGCGCUACCCCUGGGUCGAGUUCGGCUUCUGCUCCACGGGCACCGAGUCGCCAAACCUGACGAUCGAUCCGCUCGGCGUGGUGCGCUCGUGCAACCUCUCGAGUCAUCCUCUGGGGAACAUCGCGCACGAGGAGUGGGACGCGAUCCAUACGCGCAUCCUCGAGUAUCAGGAUGACUUCCGGGACAACGUGCCCGAGGUCUGUCGCGGGUGCGCCUACGAGCGAAGCUGUCAGGGAGGUUGCAAGGAGAGCGCGUUCGCCACGUUCGGUGACACCGCGCACCCCGAACCCUUUCUGCACCUGGCGCACUCCCCGAACUGGCGCGAGGAUCUGGCGCUCGAGAAAGAGGCGCCCCGGAUCAUCAAGUGGACCGAUAUGGACUUUGGCCUCCCUCACCUUGUGAGCAUCGGAGGUUAUAUCCAGCAGGAGCUCGACGUGCGCGUCGAGCUGCUCGACCUGAACUACGAGGGCGGCGAUCACAGGCACCUCGAGCGCGUGCUCGACGACCUUGGACCCUACCUUUUGAUCGGCAUAUCCUGCUUCUCGAGCUUCGAUUACAUGCGGGUGAUGUCGCUGGCGAGGUUCUGCAAGAAGCUCUACCCCGACGUCCCGAUCGUCACCGGCGGUUAUCACGCCUCGGCGUUGCCUGAUGAUGUGCUGUUCGAGGACUCCCCCUUCGACGCGGUGAUUCCUGGCGAGGGAGAAGCCCCGAUGCGUCAGAUCGUCGAGAAGUUGCUCGGCGGCGAAAAGCUCGAGCGCAGGGUGUGGCCCAAGGGGGUCGUCGAGGAUAUGGACGCGCUGCCGCCUUAUAAAUGGGAGCUCCUGAAUCGCUACUGGCCGCGCGCACACGAGAUCGGGCGCAAGUUCCAGAUCUACCUCUCUCGCGGCUGCGUCUAUCACUGCACCUUCUGUAUGGAGCGCGCCAAGUCGGGUUAUCGUUGGCGCUCUUACAGCCCACAGCGCGCAGUCGCGGAGCUCGAGCGGCUCUCGACCUUCACCGAUCUUUCGCGCUGGGUGAUCAACCUCGCAGAUCCUCUGUUCGGGUUUCACCGCGAGUGGCGCCGAGAGGUCCUGCAGGGAAUCAUCGACAAGGAUCUUCUGCCCAGGCAGUACUGGACGCUGACGCGAUCGGAUGACUUGCACGAGCAAGACAUCUCGCUGCUCGCGCGCGCGAACUUCUCGAUCGGCAUCGGAAACAUCAUCGUCGGGCACCCCGGCGAGACGCCCGAGUCGAUGCGGGAGACCUUCGAGUUCGUCACCGAGUUGUUCACCUCUGCGAGCGAGACGUGUGGGUGGCUCUCGCUCGAUCCAUUCCGCCUGUAUCCGGGCAGUCACGUGCACGAGCAGAUGGCGCAUUACGAGCUCGAGUAUGGCACGCGCUUCUAUCACAAGGAGUGGUGGAAGAGCUGGUACGAUGGGCCUUUCCGCGCCGAGCACCUGGACGCCAGUGAUACCGUGGACUUCGCCACGCGCGUCAACUUCAUGUACGACAACUACGCGCCGUUGAUGAAAGAGAUCCUCGACAAGUUCCGCGGUCAGGGCCGCUCCAUCGACCGCGUCUUCAAGCGCAGCCUGGAGGAGCAAACGCACCAGAUCAGCGAGGUUCGUCGCCAGAGCCUGCUCUCGCAAGCCGCGCGCACCAGGACCGCGCUCGAAGGGAAGAUGGCGCCAAAGCACACCGAGGCGAGGCAGCAGGUGCUCGACUUCCCGCUCGGCCUGCACAUCAAGGACGAGAACGUACGGCUUCGCGAGGAGGCCGUGCGCAGGUUGCUCGAGCGAGGCGUGCUCCGCACCGCCUCGCUCAUCGAAGCACUGCUGACCACCCCCGUGCACACCUUCCUCGGCGAAUCCAACGCGCGAAAGAUGCUCUCUGGCCACGGCGAUACACCCGAGGUCGAGGGGUUGCCUCCAGGUUGGUUUGGCAUCGGCGUCUACGCCACAGCAUUCGAGGCGCUCAACCCUGGCGCUGGCGAGCGCGUGUUGGACGCGCUCGCCAGCAAUGGAUGGGUCGCCUCGGUGUUCUCGCAGAUGGUCGGCCCUCAGGGCGAGGUCUUCGCGAUGAACCCUGGCGACUUCGACUCGGGGUAUACGCUCUCGACGAGCUUGCGCGAGGUCGCGCACAACACACGCGUCUUUGCCGGACCCGCGACGACGCUCCCGGAGCCUGCGAGCACCGAGUUGGACGCGAUCUGGCUCGGCGGCGCCCUCCCCCUGGCGCCCAAACCCUUCCGCGAGGCGCUCGCCGAGAAAGGCCGCCUGGUGACCUUCCUCGGGCCAAGGUUCGAUGAUCAGGAUCUGGUCUGCAUCACCAAGAGCGAGGGCGAGUGCAAGGAGCGCACGCUCGGUCGCACGCGAGCGCCGAUCCCGAUGCCGGGCGAUGCGGCCAACGUGCAUGUUCCCGGCAGAGAUCCUGUGAGCGACGCGUUAUGCGCCGCGUGGGCGGCGGCCGAUGCGGGUUCGCGGCUUCGGGCGCAGAUCACACCGCUCUGGUAUGAGACCGCCGAGGAUUACUUGCAAAACCCCGAAGCCGCGAACCCGCAUCGGCUCGACAGCCCACGCCAGAACAGCGAGACGCUGGCGAGUCGACUGAGGGAGGGGGUCCGGGCCCUGAUCGACGAACAGAACAUGCAGGCGGUGCUGGGCCCGGCCCCCCUCCCUCAGUCGACGCAUCGCUGGCUUACGGAGACGCGAUCUGCGCUCUACGAGCGCUCGAGCGAGGCGCCAAUGUUGAGGAUCAUUCACACGCCAGCGCUCGGCUAUACGUGGCGAGGGGUUCACUUCACGCGCGGUCGCGCCACCGAAAACAAGGCCGGCGAGCGCGUCAUCGCCGUCUCGCUCGACGCCGACCCCGAGCAACUCGCCAUCCAGUUGCUGCACGAAGAAACCCACCCGGUGACUGACCCCGCCAUCCUCGCGCGCCACGAGAACGUCGCGCGCCGCACUGACGGCAAGGGCCAGGGUGGCGCGCUGCAUAUGGAGCUCGAACAACUCGUCGUGGACGUGGACGCCGCCAUCAUCGCCGCACGCGCCCCGGAGCUAUCAGAAGCUUACGAGCUCUGGCGCGCGCAGUUCGGGAUGUGA
Ostreobium quekettii is the source of this 4488-nucleotide messenger RNA. The record is from the annotation of a GenBank genome assembly. Lineage: Eukaryota; Viridiplantae; Chlorophyta; Ulvophyceae; Bryopsidales; Ostreobiaceae.